Bradysia coprophila is the source of this 1532-nucleotide messenger RNA. Its product is annotated as venom serine carboxypeptidase-like. Gene Ontology annotation, molecular function: serine-type carboxypeptidase activity. The record is from RefSeq and is a predicted model, not a curated record. NCBI's taxonomy places the organism in Eukaryota, Metazoa, Arthropoda, Insecta, Diptera, Sciaridae. Gene Ontology annotation, biological process: proteolysis.
GUUACACACGCCUAUAAAACUGAUAAUUUCUUACGUUUAACGUCUAUCCAAAUAUCAAUCAAAAGUUCGUGUCAGUACUGUCAAUAGAUUCGUAGAUCGAACAACACUCACUGUAAUGUGUGGCUCAAUAUUUCUCCUGACAACAUUCACACUGUUCUGCACAACAAUCGUGCAUGGCCAAAGUGAAGCGUUAUUUUUGACUCCAUUGAUAGCAUCUGGGAAUAUUUCCCUUGCUAGGAAUUUAUCUCUGGUGCUGCCACUUCCAAAUUCGUCACCGGACAUUCCAAGCCGAUCCAGUUACUCAGGCCUUAUUACGGUGAACGAAACUAACAACUCCAAUCUGUUCUUUUGGUUCUUUCCUGCAACGGCGAAAUGCAGAGAAGACGAUAACGCACCCAUCGUUUUAUGGUUGGAUGGUGGACCGGGUGUGUCAAAUUUUUUGAGCAUUUUCACCCAAAAUGGACCUUUUUCGGUUAAAUCCAAUGUAGAUGGCAUUUUCAGUCUGGAGCCCCGACUGGAAGAUUGGACAGUUAAUCGAUCCAUCAUCUAUUUGGAAAGUCCUGUUGAUGUUGGAUUCAGCUUCUCUUCCAAUCCUGCCGGAUUACCAAAAACGAGUGAAGAGGCUGCAGAAGAUACCGUAGAGUUUCUGCGGCAAUUCUUUCUGCUAUUUCCUGAGUAUAUUACCAAUCCGUUCUACUUAGCUGGACAAUCUUAUGGAGGACAUUUUGCUCCAGCUGUAGGCACUGCGCUACACCAAAGAAACGAAUGUAAGCGGGAAACUCGUAUAAACUUCCAAGGAAUGUUACUGAUCGCGCCAUGGACAAAUCCAUUCGCUCAAGUAGACUCGUAUGCAGACUAUAUGUAUCAAACAGGACUUAUCGACGAGAUGGCAAGAGAUGAUUUCGUUGUAAACCAAGAAUUUAUUAAAAAGCUUAUAACCGAAAGGAAAUACGUUGAAGCAAAGGAUGUUUGGGCGGACAUGCUUCUAAAUCCUGACUCUACAUUUAAUGCAGCUAGUGGGUUUACAACUGCCUUCACCUUACUAGAAGAUGAAUUGGAUCUGAGCAGUUAUCUGUUCGCAAAUUACGUUGAAUUGCCUGAAUUUCGUCAGGCUAUACAUGUAGGAAAUCUUACGUACACAUUAGUGAGUGCAGCCAUACAAAAUUCAAUGACUGAAGAAUUUAUGGCUUCGAAGUCUGACCACAUUGAGCAAUUGCUUGAUGCUAAGAAAUAUAAAGUUGUCGUUGCUACCGGUCAGUUAGAUUUAACGGUUUUACACAACGGUGUCGAGAAAAUGUUAAAUCAUUUGGUUUGGAGCGGACAAAAUGAAUGGAAUCGGUCGCAUCGAACUAUAUGGAAAGGUGCAAACGGUCGAGUUAUUGGGUACAAGAAAGAGGUGACCAACUUGACGUUGUAUCUAAUACGAAACGCUGGACAUAUGUUAAUUGGAGAUCAGCCAGGGUGGAAUCUGGAAUUGAUUAAUAAAGAAUUGAUUUGCCUGUAGUCUUCAAAAUGAUGGACGGAAAAAAUGC